AUUUAGACAGCACUAGACUUUUAUUUUGGUCUGGAGGUGUGACGUCAUAAGACUGCGCCGCGCUCCUGCGUAUGUUGUGAUUCGGCUGAAAAAAGAAAAACGACUGGGGAAUCAACUGUAAAGAUGGAGUUUAUUAAAGAGGAAAAUGAAGACAUGAAGAUUGUAGAAGUAUUCAGUCUGAAACAAGAAGAUACCGAGGAACAAACAAAGAUGGCAUUUAUUAAAGAGGAGAGUGAAGACAUAAACAGUGAAGUAAUCAGUGUGAAAAUAGAAGAUACUGUGGAACAAACAAAUAUGGGGUUUAUUAAAGAGGAGAGUGAAGGUCUGAGGAUUGAAGAAGUAUUCAGUGUGAAUCAAGGAGAUACUGAGACACAAAAAAAUAUGGCGUUAAUUAAAAAAGUGAGUGAAGACAAAAAGACUGAAGAAGCAUUCAGAGUAAAACAUGACACUGAGGAACAAACAGAAUGCCCGCUGUGCCUUCGUGGGUACCACCAGCUCAGCCAGCAUCUGAGGGUGUCCCACAAGGUCAUCAACAGUCAAGAGCGCAAGCUGCUGCUUGCCAUUUCCUCGGGGAGGGUCGACGUCCGCAAGGGCACCUGCCCCGUGCCCGGCUGCAGCAAGUACACCACCCGCAUUGACCGCCACCUAAAGGGCCAUACUGAGUUAACGAGGGAAGCCCAGCAAGAGACCAUACAGGCGCUGAAGAGAAAGAAGAUUAUUCAUGACCUCGCAGAGCUGCGAGCAAGCAACCCAGCUGUGCCUAUGGCCUCGACUCUAGAUCAGGAGGAGGCUCAAGAUUUGGAGGAUACUGCCCUCCCUCCGGAGGAGGAGGAGGGGACCUGCGACAACCCCUGCUGCCAGCAGGCCAGCAAACGGCUCCAGGAUCAGGUGGUGAACCUCAAAAGACAGGUGAAAACACUGAAAAGUGUUCUCAGAGACAUGACCCGUCGCAAGCGUCUGUUGAGGAGGAGAUCACGGUCCAUCCCCUCCACCCAGGUUGCCCAGGUCACGAGCAAACAUUUAAUGGCUCUUCGCUCCCCUGAGAAGGAAGUGGAGAAGGAGGAAGGCAAGCUCCAUAACAGGCCCUCGGGGAAAUCGGGCAGCCAGGGCCUCCUGAACAAGCCCCCCAUCACCCAGCCGUCAUCACAGCAGUGGGAGGAAUACCCUUUCCCGGACCACGUGGUGGCACUUAAUGUCCUCCUGGAAGAGUACUGGGGCCACCAUGAUGGCGCCAACCUCACUCCGGAGGUCAAAAACAAUGUAGCCUCAAAGGUUUUCCACAUCCGACAUUUCAUUGCCUACAUGGCGGCAGGGAGAUCAGACCUGGCCAGUCUGACCUUCCUCAACCAAACCAACCGGAUGGAGUCCUGGCUCAACUCACUGACUGAGGCUAAAAUCAACAAGACAACUAUCCACCAAUACCUGAAAAACAUUGUCCACUUCCUUGAUUACCUGGCUGAGACCCCACCACCCACUUGUCAGCUCUCAAAAUUGGUGCUGGUGGGCAUCAGGAGGGAGGCCAGGGCAAUGUUAAAAUUGUUUUGGAGGAAAGAAGUGGUGCCUGAGGUUGCCUUCAAACAGGCCAAGGAAGACGGCCUCAUUCCGAAGGCAAUGUUAAAAGAAUGCCUCUCCUGUGCCAAGCGGAUGAUUCCAAAGAUUCUGGCUUGCCUCAGGAAGUCGGGGGACAAGAAGGACCAGUGGUCAUUUUACGGACACCUCACUGCAUACAUGGCCUGCCUCUAUGGCCAUCGCGGAGCGGUGUUCCAGAACAUGACUAUAAAGGAGGUGGAGGAAGCCCAGCAGACUGCCAGAGAGGGCACCUAUGUUAUCACCAUAUCAGCUCACAAGACCAACCAGGCCUUUGGGGCAGCCCACCUGGCCAUGGAUGCUGAGGAGUAUGGGUGGCUUGAGGAAUUUUUAUCAAUGAGAUCCAUCUUGGUGGGCGGGAAAGAUGCCCACUACUUUUUUUUUACGUCCAAGCCCAGCAUCUGCAAAAAUUUUAACCAAUAUUUCCAGGAGGCAUGGGCUGGCAUGGGCUUGCCUGGGACGCCCACGUUCACUGAUGUCAGGACCUCCAUCGCCACCCAUGCAAAGAACACCCACUGCCCCGACGACUGGUAUAAAGUGGCAAAAUUCAUGUGCUAUGAUACCUCCACAGCUGACCGAUUUUAUGCAUUGAACUUAAAUGCAAAGCAGAUAGCAGAACACCGUCGUUUGUUUGAGUUAGCUGUCAGGGGUGAGGAAACCACACCAGUAAAAAAAGUGGAGACCCGGAAGCGUCCCAUCACCUCCAGGCAAAAGAGGGCCUGCAAGCGGGCAGCCAGACUGUCCUCCUCCGCAGAGACCUGAUGGCGCUGAAAGAGGAGAGCCAAAAACCCAAUGAAAAUUACCAUGAUUUCAUAACUGGAGACAUUUUUUUUAGCUGCUCUCAGACUGAAAAUACUUACUCCAAAAAGGCAAGAGCUAGAAGUAAUUUCACCUGCCAAGAAUGUGGAAAGGGUUUCAGUCAUCAUGGACACCUUAAAGCCCACAUGAGAGUUCACACUGGAGAGAAGCCUUUUACCUGCCAACAGUGUGGGAAAAGUUUUGCUGAAAAAGGGAACCUUAAAAAACAUAUGAGAGUUCACACUUUAGAGGGCCCUUUCAGCUGCCAAGAGUGUGAGAAAAGUUUUACUCUAAAAUACAGCCUUAAAGCCCACAUGAGAAUUCACAAUGGAGAGAACCUUUUCACCUGCCAACACUGUGGAAAAUUUUUUCAUUCAAAGAGAAAGCCUUAAAAUCCACAUGAGAGUUCACACCGGAGAGAAGCCUUUCAUAUGUGAUCAGUGUGAAAAGAGCUUCAGACAAAAAGUCACCCUUAAUUACCACAUGAGGAUUCACUCAAGAUAGAAAUGUUUUAUGUGUCAUCAGUAUGGAAGGAGUUUCACAGUUGAGGAAAGCCUUAAUACGAACAUAAGAGUUCACACUGGAGAGAAGCCUUUCAAGUGUCUUUAGUGUGAGAAGAGUUUCACAUAUCAAACAGACCUGAAAUGUUAUUUGCAAACUCUUUCUGGGAAGAAAUUGCAGGAAAAGGAGCAAUUUCAAAAAUCACCUUCACAGAUGAUUUAAUUGUGGUCAGUGUCAAUGGGGUCGAUUAAAAUGGGGUCAGAUUA
Megalobrama amblycephala (Wuchang bream) is the source of this 3152-nucleotide messenger RNA. RefSeq lists its product as uncharacterized. Gene Ontology annotation, molecular function: DNA binding. The transcript is spliced from 8 exons. The coding region runs from base 124 to 2349 and encodes 741 amino acids. The record is from RefSeq and is a predicted model, not a curated record. NCBI's taxonomy places the organism in Eukaryota, Metazoa, Chordata, Actinopteri, Cypriniformes, Xenocyprididae.